AUGUCGGUCGCCACAGAGAUCAUCCAUCAGACCAACAGUGAAAUCAUCCAAAUUGUCGCCAUGUCGGAGUCGGGUAGUGAAGCAAGCAAGGCUGCAAAGAAGAGAGAAUACAAUCGCAACGCCCAACGAGUGUUUCGCCAAAGGCGCAAAGAACACUUGAGCAAACUCGAAGCCGCUCAGCGCGAACUGAACAGUAUCCAGGUCGAAGAAGUCGAACGCCUUCGGCGCGAGAACCAGGCACUCGCGCAAGAAAACGAGUCCUUGAAGGCUGCUUAUGGAUCGCAAGCCAGCUCACCGGGACCGACAAUGAGCCCUGGGGAGGUCAGAGGAUCUCCUUCGGGUUAUAUGGCAUAUGGAGCUGCGCCUGGUGGCUACCUGAGCACGGUCUCAGGGGCCCCUUCCUACGUCCCCGGCCCUGUCACAGUCUCGAUGCCUCAGCCAGCCACGACACCCUUAUCGAGCGCCAGCAGCGAUCCCAGCACCCUCGUCGUUGUUGUCCCCAACAACAUCCGCGAAAUACGUCGAUCGCUUCACCACAUGUUCUCUCCUCUUCUCGAAAUCCCCGUCAUUUCUAACCCACAGACGCAUUUGGCCACGUUGGCAGCCUUGGAACCGUCGCUACCGAGUUCUUUGAAGCCCUCGCAACUCCAACUGUCCACACCACAUCAUGCUUACAUAGACAUGAUCCCCUCUCCCAGCCUCAGAGACCGACUCAUUGCAAUUGGUCCUGCGAAUGCCAAUACAUUCUUAACAGAGGCUUGCACAGUAGCAUGCGACAUUGAAGAUACAGGGCAGAUGAUAGUGUGGGGGGAAGAUUGGCUCAAUGAAUUUUCCUGGGAAUUUUCUGCGAGCGUGUUGGAACGCUGGGGAGGUUGGCUUCUCACUUCUGAAUGGGGUCAGAGAGCAAACUUCUGGCGACGUCAAAGAGGAGCUCCGAUCCUUCCGGGCUACGAUUGA
Messenger RNA from Fonsecaea erecta, 957 nucleotides. RefSeq lists its product as hypothetical. Gene Ontology annotation, molecular function: DNA-binding transcription factor activity. Gene Ontology annotation, biological process: regulation of DNA-templated transcription. The transcript has 3 exons. The record is from RefSeq and is a predicted model, not a curated record. Lineage: Eukaryota; Fungi; Ascomycota; Eurotiomycetes; Chaetothyriales; Herpotrichiellaceae. Bases 1 to 957 code for a protein of 318 amino acids.